AUGAUGAACAAGAAAAUUCACGGCAUACCAAUUAAAGAAUAUUUCACAAAUCUAGUGUCUAAGAAAGUCGAAGUUGAACCAAAUAAUCCAGCAUUCCGAUGUUUCAAUAAUAAAUUUCAUGUUUAUCCUGUUGCAAAAUUCAUGUUUAUGCUCAGCAUGAGUUGUUGGUUGAUCAUACUUGGCAUUUUGUUUCCAUGGAGCAUAAUGAUCGUUUGGAUAGCAAUAUUGUAUUUUUUGUUAACAAUUUAUGCUCUCCAACAAAAACAAGCUACCUGUCUAUGGCCAGCUAUCAUACAUUCGGCUUUAGCAAUAUUAAUUUGGUUAUCUGGAACAGUCGUUCUGUUUACAACAGCGUUAUUUAGCACGCAGACAUUUCUGGAUACAUUUGGACAAGGCCAUCAACAACAAUUCAUUGUAAGAUUUUUGAUAGUCUUAAUGAUCAAGACUGCAAUAAUACUUGUUGGUCUUUAUUUCAUUUACCAACUUUUCGUAUUCAAUCAGUGCCGUAAAUAUUUCGACCAUGUACGGAAUGCUGACUUGCCACAAGCUCCUCAGGAAGAAGCAGUGGAGUUGGAAGUGAUCCAAGAUAAACCGUAG
Molecule: messenger RNA, 597 nt
Organism: Brugia malayi
Lineage: Eukaryota; Metazoa; Nematoda; Chromadorea; Rhabditida; Onchocercidae
Exons: 4
Coding region: 1-597 (198 amino acids)
Source: RefSeq, a predicted model, not a curated record